This is a messenger RNA of Rotaria socialis, 573 nucleotides long. NCBI's taxonomy places the organism in Eukaryota, Metazoa, Rotifera, Eurotatoria, Philodinida, Philodinidae. The record is from the annotation of a GenBank genome assembly.
AUGGCCAAGGAGGCUUGCAAGGGUGGCAAACGAUCGAAAGAACGUUUCACCGUUCUCCUUUGCACAAACAUGACAGGCACAGGCAAAUUAAUACCGCUUCUUAUCGGCAAAGCGGCUAAGCCGCGCUGUUUCAAACAUUUAAAUAUUAAAGAACUACCUGUUACAUGGCGAUUGAAUCGAACAAGUCAAUACCUUGUCAAACAUGUGUUAUCACGCUACGCCGUCGCCACCUCAUCCGAUGACAUCAUCAUUACAGCACUUGACGCGGUUCACUGGACGAAACGAGCUUGGCAAGCUGUCACUCAAUCAACAAUUUGUAAUACAUUCCGAACGGCAAGCUUUGUCUGUUCAACAAUCGAAAACGUAGACAAUACUACAAUAAAUAGUGACUCUGAUUCCGACGAAGAAAUUCUUACUAACGAUAUUUCAACAGCCUUACAAAAUCUAGAUCUACUUCUUGCUCAUCUCAACAUCGGUGGCACCCAGAGAUGGGCAAGUCAGGCUUUUUUGCCCAAGUCAAGUGAAGUCAAGCCAAGUCACGAGUCACAGUCUUUAGCAAGUCAAGUCUUUUGA